CGGGCGUGCGUCGUUAUGUGAGGGCAAGGCCGCUUAUAUGCUGCCGCAAUUAAUCGGAAGAAGCUGACCGGUGCCGGCCCUGAGGACGUCCACGGUGCAGACGUGCACACACAGUACAGUCUCCGCUUGUUACAGUGACCGCCAAUCAUGAGCUCAACACUCUCUAUUCCCUUCCUGAUUGCUGACAGCUGCAGCUGACUUCCUUCCAGCUAUAGCAGCAGCAGUAGCUGCCGUCACUUCGCCACCACAGUGUUCUCAUCUCCCUUUCAUAUCCCCUGCUUCCUCUCCGUCCAUGGAGGAGGUGGCAGUAGCAGCUGGCAUCCUCCUCCUCUGAUCUCCUCCUCGGUCACUUCAGUGCUUACUUGCCGGUGAUGAGGAGGUCUUCUCAGGGGAAGAGCUCCAGCGGCGGCGGCGUUGGCGGCGUACGGAGGUAUGACGUGCACGGUGGUGGUAACUUGCUGGCCUGCUACGCGAAGGCGGCGAGGCCGAGGCCGUCCAAGUGGGACGACGCGCAGAAGUGGCUCUCCCGGGCGGGCGACGACGACUGCGGCGGCGAAGCUACCCGGCGGAGGAGCUCCUGCGCCAGCGCCGACGACGGGCUGCUGCUGCCUCCUCCGCCGGCGGCGCGGAAGGGGGCCGGCGGCUGGCGAUCGUGGAGCAACGUGGAAUGGGAGGGCGCGCCCGCGGCGAUGGCGCCGGCGCUGAAGGCCGCGCGCGGCGACGAGGGGGUGGACACCAAGGUGGUGGACGCCGUGCAGGCGUACGUGCCGCAGCGGUGCGUGGUGUCGCUGAGGGACGUCGGCACGGAGAUGACGCCCGGCGGGAGCAAGGAGCCGUCGAGGGCGAACACUCCCCGCGUCGUCGCGCCGGCGGCGACCGCCCGUGUCGUCGCGCGGGGCACGGCUUCGCCUGGGCAAUGCGACGGCGGGUCGCGUGACAGCGCCGUCGCCGGCGGCGUGGUGGAUCUCCGGGCGGCUCGCAAGCGCGCCGAUCAGGGGCACGACGAAGUCGCGGGCACGAUCACGGCCGUGUCGCCCGCGACGGCGUGGGGCGACGCGGAGCGCGCCAAGUACAUGGCCAGGUACAGGCGCGAGGAGAUGAGAAUCCAGGCGUGGGAGAACCGGGAGCGGCGGAAGGCGGAGCUGCAGAUGCGGACGGCGGAGGAGAAGGCCGAGCGGAUGAGGCUGCGCGCGCAGGCGAGGACGGCGGGGAAGCUGGCGACGGCGCAGGCGGAGGCCAAGGCGCGGCGCGCGCGCGCCGAGGCCGAGCUGGCGCUGGGCCGCCCGGGAGGCGGUGCCAAGGGUUGGCUGCUCACGCGGAGCGCGAGCUGGAGCAGCGGCAGCGGCCGCUCGCCCUCCUCUCUCUCGCUCCGGUUGCCGCUGCUGUGCCGCUGAGAAAAAUCCACUGCCACAGUCAAAAGGCUCGUGAUCGAUCUGAGAGUUUCCGCUGCUUGUUGAAGGCGGUUUCUGAUGUACUACUAGUACCAGGCACAGAAGAAUUUUAUCUUUGUACCAUCAAUGAAGACCCGUUUAGUUUCCCAAAAGUUUUUCCUAAAAACAUCACAUCAAAUUUUUAGACA
Molecule: messenger RNA, 1579 nt
Organism: Oryza sativa Japonica Group (Japanese rice)
Lineage: Eukaryota; Viridiplantae; Streptophyta; Magnoliopsida; Poales; Poaceae
Source: RefSeq, a predicted model, not a curated record